Molecule: messenger RNA, 32245 nt
Organism: Coregonus sp. 'balchen'
Lineage: Eukaryota; Metazoa; Chordata; Actinopteri; Salmoniformes; Salmonidae
Source: the annotation of a GenBank genome assembly
GACAGGGAAAACCUCACACAGCUUCCUUAUUGAAACGUCAUUGCAGUUAUUCAUUUGUUCCGUUGUGCUGCAGUAUCACUUAUGAAGACAUUUUAAAUCAAUUUUAUAUAAUAUUUUGAUCACAAAGCAAAGAGUCUGGUAUUACUGAAUACCCUUAUUAUUUGUUUGGACAUAUUCAAUCUGAAUCACCAACACUUGUUACAUCAGGAGAGAUGAAAGCAGCUACUGUAGUUUCUCUCACCAUGGCAGUACUUUCAGGUAAGUCUUUACCUGCCGUUCUCCACAGACACAGACACAGACACACAAAGGUAAAACGGGGAUGUUAACUGCAUAGUGGAGAGAGGUGCAAGAGAAGUGUUUAGCUUUUAGUUAUUAGUUUACCUUCAUUGUUAUUUUUCUUCUCCCUACCCAGCUACCAAAAUUACUUUCCAGGACGUGACCACAAAGUUAUUUUAGUCACUACAUAAGUCAUGAUAACAUUAUUGUGAAACUUACAGACAAUGUUCCAAAAUGCUUUUCUAUCAUUCCGAUUGUAACGUCAUAUGAAGACAAACCAUAGCUCUAAAUGUAACGUCAUGAAAUGUUCCUAGGAUAUCUCCAAAAUAACAUGACAUUCAGAACCUUUCAUGGACUACCAAGGAACGUUUUUAAUGUUCCCAUGAUGUCUGUAUAGCGACCUGAUAUUUAUAACCUCUAUAAUACUUAUUAGAAAUAUCCGUUUUGUGCCCUGGAGUGUGUUUGACGCAGUUCUGCGUAAACCUGUAUUUUGCGGAUUAAAACCUGUUAUUCUGUGAUUUACCCUCCUGCGCCUGACUCCUUCAACACCACCUCAUCACAUUACCCAUAACAUGAUGCAGCCACCACUAUGCUUGAAAAUAUGGAGAGUGGUACUCUGUAAUGUGUUUUAUUGGAUUUGCCCCAAACAUAACAUAAACAAACAUAUUCAGGACAAAAAGGUAAUUGCUUUGCCACUUUUUUUGCAGUAUUACUUUAGUGCCAGGAUGCAUGUUUGGAAUAUUUUUUAUUCUGUACAGGCUUCCUUUCAAUUAGGUUAAUAUUGUUGAGUAACUACACUAUUGUUGACACAUCCUCAGUUUACUAUCACAUCCAUUAAAUUCUGUAACUGUUUAAGAGUCACCAUUAGCCUCAUGGUGAAAUACCUGAGCGGUUUCAUUCCUCUCCGGCAACUGAGUUAGGAAGGAUGCCUGUAUCUACUGUAUGUACUGACUUGGUGUAUUGGUGUACACCAUCCAAAGUGUAAUUAAUAACUUCACCAUGCUCAAAGGGAUAUUCAAUUUCUGAUCUUUUUUUUUUUACCCAUCUUUGCGAGGCAUUGGAAAACCUCCCUGUUCUUUGUUGUUGAAUCUAUUUGAAAAUCACUGCUCGACUGAGGGACCUUACAGAUAAUUGUGUGUGGGGUACAGACAUGAAAAGCAUGUUAAACACUGUUGAUGCACACGGUCCAUGCAACUUAUGUGACUUGUUAAGCAAAUGUUUACUCCUGAACAUAUUUAGGCUUGCCAUAUUUACUCGUAAAUAACAAAUGAACAUAAACUCCACGCAGGGAGGACAAUCCCGCUCACCAGUCGAUAACACCAAACAUAGAACAAACACGCACACAACACAGUGGGAGCCAGAGGGUUAAAUAGGGACCAAAUAAUAUACAUAAUGGGAACCAGGUGUGUACAAUGAAGACAAAACAAGUAGAACACAGAAACAUAGAUCGGUAGCAGCUAGUACUCCGGUGACGACGAACGCCGAAGCCUGCCCGAGCAAGGAGGAGGAGCAGCCUCAGCUGAAUCCGUGACAGUACCCCCCCCCCCCCCCCCCCUUGACGCGCGGCUCCAGCAUUGGCCUCGGGGGCGGCCAGGAGGACGCGGCGCAGGGCGAGUCGAAUGACGACGGUGGAAAUCCCUCAACAUGGAGGGAUCGAGGAUGUCCCUCCUAGGGACCCAGCACCGUUCCUCCGGACCGUACCCCUCCCACUCCACGAGACACUGCAGGCCCCCCACCCGACGCCUUGAAUCCAGGAUGGAACGGACCGAGUACGCCGGUGCCCCCUCGAUGUCCAGUGGGGGCGGAGGAACCUCCCGUACCUCAGACCCCUGGAGUGGACCAGCUACCACCGGCCUGAGGAGAGACACAUGGAACGAGGGGUUAAUACGAUAGUCAGGAGGAAGCUGUAACCUAUAACAAACCUCGUUCAAUCUCCUCAGGACUUUAAAUGACCCCACAAACCGCUGACCCAGCUUCCGGCAGGGCAGGCGAAGGGGCAGGUUUCGGGUCGAGAGCCUCACUGCGGUGGCGGUUGGCACUCGCCUUUAGUCGCCUGAUGGCCCGUUGCAGGCGUACAUGGGCAGUGUUCCAGGUCUCCUCCGAGCGCCGAAACCAUUCAUCCACCGCAGGUUCCUCGAUCUGGCUCUGAUGCCAUGACCGGCUGAUAAUCUAAUACACAUUGAAAUGGAGAAAGGUUAGUGGAGGAGUGGCGGAGGGAGUUUUGGGCCAUCUCUGCCCAAGGGAUGAAAACCGACCACUCCCCCGGCCCGUCCUGGCAAUAGGACCGCAGAAACCUACUCACAUCCUGGUUUACUCUUUCCACCUGCCCAUUACUCUCGGGGUCAGUCCCUUGAGGUGAACUGGGAACCCCGAUCAGACACUAUAUCCUCAGGUACCCCGUAGUGCUGGAAGACGUGUGUACAUAGGGCCUCCGCAGUCUGUAGGGCCGUAGGGAGACCGGGCAGAGGAAUGAGACGGCAGGACUUAGAAAACCGAUCCACAACGACCAGGAUCGUGGUGUUCCCUUGUGACGGGGGAAGGUCCGUAAUGAAAUCCACCGAUAGGUGGGACCACAGCUGUUGUGGAACGGGUAGGGGUUGUAAUUUCCCUCUGGGCAGGUGUCUAGGUGCCUUACACUGGGCGCACACCGAGCAGGAGGAAACAUAAACCCUCACGUCCUUAGCUAAAGUGGGCCACCAGUACUUCCCACUAAGACAGUGCACUGUCCGACCGAUGCCAGGAUGACCAGAGGAGUGUGAGCCCAAUAGAUAAAUCGAUCGCGGACAUCUAACGGCACGUACAUACGACCCUCUGGACACUGGGGGGAGUGGGCUCUGUACAUAACGCCCGCUCGAUGUCCGUGUCAACCUCCCACACCACCGGUGCCACCAGACACGAAGCCGGAAGUAUGGGAGUGGGCUCCAUGGACCUCUUCUCUGUGUCAUACAGCCGGGACAGAGCGUCUGUCUUAGCGUUCUGGGAACCUGGUCUGUAGGAAAGGGUGAACACAAAACGGGUGAAAAACAUGGCCCACCUUGCCUGGUGAGGGUUCAGUCUCCUCGCUACCCGGAUGUACUCCAGAUUGUGGUGGUCAGUCAAAAUGAGGAAAGGGUGUUUAGCCCCCUCAAGCCAAUGCCUCCACGCUUUCAGAGCCUUAACCACAGCUAACAGCUCCCGGUCCCCCACAUCAUAGUUGCGCUCCGCCGGGCUGAGCUUCUUCAAAAAGAAAGCACAGGGGCGGAGCUUUGGUGGCGUACCCGAGCGCUGAGACAGUACAGCUCCUAUCCCAGCCUCGGACGCGUCCAACUCUACUGUGAAUGCCAAGGAGGGAUCUGGAUGAGCCAGCACUGGAGCCGAGGUAAACAGGUCCUUCAGGUGACCAAAAGCCCUGUCCGCCUCAGCUGACCACUUCAGUCGCACCGGUCCCCCCUUCAGCAAGGAGGUAAUGGGAGCCGCUACCUGACCAAAGCCCCGGAUAAACCUCCGGUAGUAGUUGGCAAACCCUAAGAAUCGCUGCACCUCCUUAACCGUGGUUGGAGUCUGCCAAUUACGCACGGCCAAAAUGCGGUCAAUCUCCAUCUCCACCCCUGACGCGGACAGCUGGUGCCCUAGGAAGGAGACAGACUUUUGAAAGAACAGACAUUUCUCCGCCUUGACGUACAGGUCAUGCUCCAACAGUCGACCAAGCACCUUGCGCACCAGGGACACAUGCUUGGCUCGUGUAGUGGAGUAUAUGAGAAUGUCAUCUAUAUACACCACUACACCCUGUCCAUGCCGGUCCCUGAAAAUCUCAUCAACAAAGGAUUGGAAGGCUGAUGGAGCAUUCAUCAACCCGUACAGCAUGACGAGGUAUUCAUAGUGCCCAGAUGUGGUACUAAAUGCCGUCUUCCACUCAUCCCCCUCCCGGAUACGCACCAGGUUGUACGCGCUCCUGAGAUCCAAUUUGGUGAAGAAGCGCACCCCGUGCAAUGACUCCGUCAUACUAGCAAUGAGAGGUAGUGGAUAACUGUACUUAACAGUGAACUGAUUUAGACCACGGUAGUCAAUGCACGGGCGUGAAGUGGAAAGCCGAAUGUAUCCCUGUCCCAGAGAGUCGGAGACAUAUGUUUCCAUAGCAGCCGUCUCUUCCUGUGACAGAGGAUACACAUGACUCUGGGGAAGUGCAGCGCCUACCUGGAGAUUUAUCGCACAAUCCCCCUGUCGAUGGUGUGGUAUUGAGUCGCCUUCUUUUUACAGAAGGCGAGAGCCAAAUCUGCAUAUUCGGGGGGAAUGUGCAUAGUGGAGACCUGGUUUGGACAUUCCACCGUAGUUGCAUCUAUGGAAACACCUACACACCUCCCCGAGCACUGACGUGACCAUCCCUUGAGAGCCCUCUGUUCCCAUGAAAUCGUGGGGUCAUGAGAGGUUAACCAGGGAAGCACCAACACCACUGGAAACGCAGGAGAAUCAAUCAGAAAGAGACUAAUUCUCUCCUCAUCACCCUCCUGCGUUUUCAUCCAGAGUGGAGCUGUGACCUCCCUAAUCAGGCCUGACCCUAAAGGGUGACUAUCUAAGGCAUGUACAGGGAAGGGCACAUCAACAGGAACAAUAGGAAUCCCUAAUCUACGGGAAAAUGUACGAUCAAUAAAGUUCCCAGCUGCGCCUGAAUCUACCAAUGCCUUAUGCUGGGAAUGCAGGGAAAACUCAGGAAAUUCGAUGUCAAUAUACAUGUGCGCAACAGGGAGCUCUGGGUGAGUCGGGUGCCUACUCACCUGCGACGGUCCACCAGUGCUCUGCCUGCCGCCUCGACUCCCUGAGGACCGUCCCCAGCACCGUCCAGCAGUGUGUCCUCUGCGGCCACAGUUGGUGCAGGAGACGGCCCCCCUUCCGGUCUCCCUGAGAGCAGCACCUCCAAGCUCCAUCGGUGUAGGGUCGGAGGAUGGAAUGGACGGACCCUGAUCCGGACGUCCGCGGGUCGCCAACAGGUUUUCCAGCCUUAUCGACAUAUCCACCAGCUGGUCCAGGUUAAGGGUGGUGUCCCUGCAGGCCAGCUCCCGACGAACGUCUUCCCGUAGGCUGCAUCGGUAGUGGUCAAUCAGGGCCCUCUCAUUCCAUCCCGCGCUGGCAGCCAGGGUCCUGAAGUCCAGUGCGAAGUCCUGUGCGCUCCUCUUCCCCUGUCUGAGGUGGAACAGACGCACCGACGCCGCAUCUAUUCCUCCCCACUCGGCGUUGGCCAACUCGAGCGCUCUCCCCGACAGACAGGAGAUGAGGGCGGACACGCUCUCGUAUCCCGAGGGAGCCGGGUGAAUGGUAGCCAGGUCGAGCUCUACCUGGAGCAGAAAACCCUGGCACCUGGCAGCUGUACCAUCAUAUGCCCUCGGGAGCGAGAGCCGAAUCCCACUGCACCCAGGUGACCAAGGGGUGGACAGCGGUGUGGGUUGCUGUGUAGUUGGAGGAGGUGUAGGAAAACCCCCUCUCUCCCAUAGCUCCAUGGUGUUCAACACGCGUUCCAUAGCUGUGCCGAGAGUCUGUAUAAUGGCCCCCUGCUGUUGGACGCGUUCCUGCACUGAUCCGGAAGGAAUGAAUGUACCUGCUGACUCCAUUUGAGGUGCGUGUUUCUGUCAGGCGUCAGUGUGUAGCGGUAGGACGGAGUCAGGCGCAGGACACAGAGCUAGUAGACAACGUACUUUACUCGUAAAUAACAAAUGAACAUAAACGCCACGCAGGGAGGACAAUCUUGCUCACCAGUCGAUAACACCAAACAUAGAACAAACACGCAUACAACACAGUGAGAGCCAGAGGGUUAAAUAGGGACCAAAUCAUAGACAUAUUGGGAACCAGGUGUGUACAAUGAAGACAAAACAAGUAGAACAUAGAAACAUAGAUCGGUAGCAGCUAGUACUCCGGUGACGACGAACGCCGAAGCCUGCCCGAGCAAGGAGGAGGAGCAGCCUCGGCUGAAUCCGUGACAUAUAUUUAGUUUUGCAGAAAUAAUUUGCCUUCUGUAAGUUUAAGAAAUAUUGCCUAGUGUCUUGUCAUUCUGUUACCAAAACCCACAAAUCUUUAAGAGGAUAAUGAAAGUUCACAGAAGUAAGAAGUAAAGGUUUACUUAACAAUUAGUGUUUUUACUGAUAACAAUUUGGUUUAUGACUUAUUAAGAAAUCAAAUCACUUUAUUCAGUUACCAUUUCGGUAACAGAAUGACCAAAAGAAUCAGUAACAGAAUGACUGCAAUUGAAUUGGCUACAAUGGGAAAUCAUAGUACUCACAAACCACAGUUGGGUCACCUGCUACUGUCCUCCCUUCCACUGGCAUACAGUUAUGUUCAGCUAAUAACUGUUAUUUAUUUAUUUCUGUCACAUGGUGGUCAAAGCAAGAGAGAGAAAACAGUCUGGAGAACCCCUCCCACUCUCUCUCCCUGUCUCUCUUCUCUCUAUCUCCAGUUAGUAUCACCUCUCACAGUUCUUACUGACACCUACCCAUGAGACCCCUCUCUUUCCAUUUAUUGUAACCCUCACCCACUGAGCACCGACCGACACCGGACUUGCAUGGACGUUGAACAUUUGUUCAGUCCAAAAUCGAACAAAUCAUAGACAGCACAGUACAGUAAGGAUAUAGGUCUGUACAAUACAGUACUGCACUGUACAGUAAAGUUUAGUACAGUAGAGCACACUAUAGUAGAGUGCAGUGUAAUUUACUGUAUUGUACUGUACUGAACUCUUUUACUCUACUGAACUGAACUAUACUCAACUGUAUUGUGUUGUAGUGUAUUGAACUGUACUCUGUACUGUAUGUGAUGUCCAAACUUGUGAAACAUAGACGUCUAUGAUUGGUACAGAUUUGGUCUUGUUUGGGGGCGGAGCUCAUUUGAAUAAUAGCCAGUGUGUAGAACAGGGGUAGGCAACCCUGUUCCUUGAGUGUCGCAUGUACUGCAAUAUUUUGUUCCAACUAGGCACCACACCUGACCAACUGAGCUAAUUGAUCAGUUCAGUGAUUUCCUAAAUUCAACACAGUGCCUGCGGGCACUCCAGGAACAGGGUUACCUACCCCUGGCGUAGAAUAAUACUCAAACAUGCAAAGGGGGAUAUUACAUUUUUCUAUCUUUGUGUACAAAUUCAGGAUACAUCACCAUGAGAAUGACAUUCAUAAUUAUGAUUUUCUGUAUUGUACAGAUCAGGGACCCCUGGUGUAAUUCUGUUACCAUCAUUCUUUUACCGGGUGUUAAUCCACUUCACUUACUGUAGUUCAAUAACUAGAAGAGAUGUUUUCAAACUAUAAAAGGUGUUAUAUAACUGACACCCCAUUCUUUCUGCAGUUAUCUUUGAAUCUUAAUUCGGAGUAGAUAUUUAACAGAGCUUUGGGAAAACUUGGUCACAUUCUGUUACCCAACUUUACAUCUGCACUGUUCUUCGAUUAAAGGUAUUUUUGUAAAAUGUUCAGUGGAAAUUGUUAAAAGUAGUCAUAGAGUUUUAUGGCAUGUUUAAUUUUGCAAUCAAUUGUUUUUAUUUGACAUACUUUUAAAGUGAAACAAUUUUUGUCUCAGCGUCAUUCUGUUACCGUGGAAUUGCCCUAAAUCAUUCAAAAAAUAGAAUUAAAGGGGUCCCGAGUGGCACAGCGGUCUAAGGCACUGCAUCACAGUGCUGAGGCACCACUACGGGUUUGAUCCCAAGCUGUGUCACAGACGGCCAUGACCGGAAGCCCCAUAGGGAAGCGCCAACCGGGUUAUGGGAGGGGUUGGCUGUGACACCUUGGGUAGGGCCGGGCACCUGCAACCUGACUUUGGUCGUCAGUCGAGCUGUGUUUCCUCUGAGACAUUGGUGCGGCUGACUUCAUGGUUAAGUGAGCAGUGUCUUAAGAAGUACCGCGGCUAGGCGGGUCAUGUUUCGGUCAUGUCUCAACCUACCCAUAGAGGAGAUGUAGCAAUGAGACAAGGUUGUAACUAACUAUCGGGGAGAAAAUGGGGUAAAAAAAUCAUUACAAUAUACAAAAUAUUUAAAAAAGGGAAUGAAUGUAUUCAUAGUAGGCUAACAUAGGCUGUGAUGGCUUUAAAAAAAGAAUGGGAAUGCUCUGAUUAGAGGAAGCAGAGUUAAUGGCGUCACUCCUACGCGACGCUCGUCCCUCAACCAACAGUGCAGGAGAAAUCAAUGCGCUAUCUGACGUAAGACAAUGAAGUCCAACAGUGAUUUUGAAGUUGGAACAAUUCUUCAACCAAUAAGAUUUUUACUAGCUUGUUAGGCUAGCUAACAUGACUAAUAAUACAGUUAGCUAGCUUGCUUAACCUUGACAAUGUGGUCUACAUUAUCCAUAUUGAAAAGGUUGUAGUUGUCAAAUGGUGUUACAACAUUUUCUCAGAGUUUCCCACUUAUAGACCCCCCAACUUGGAGGGUCGUUCAAGUGAAAUGUCCCACUUGGAACUAGGAGCUACCGACAACUCCUAUACAGGAGCACUUGAACACAGCAUAAGUAGGCCUAGUUGGGCUUGAUAAGGUGACGCCAUAAUGUCAAUAAAGACGCCUUACAUUCAACAAAUCCAAUUAGCUCUUCAUAAGGCCUAUAAUAAUUAUAAUGUUUGAUGUAGCUAAUGUAAUGAUGAUGAUGAUGAUUAUGUGCAAGCCGAAAUGGGUAAUCUGCGAUUGCUCCAUACAUUUCUGGACUUUUAAAUUGAUGAGAUACUGUAUAGCCAUUGAUUCUAGAAGAAUAUAACUUAUAAAUGCCUCAUGAGUUUAGUUCAACUGUCUAACCCCAUCAGAGCCCAAAAUAUCAGCUUGUUUUACAAUUGUUUGUCAAUUGUAAACCAACAUAUCUACAAACAUACAUUUGGGGUGUGGUGAGUGUGAGGGGUUGCUGCAUAACACUACUCCCAUAGCUUUGGUGUCCCUCUUACAGCGAGUGUACCCAUAUUCAGAAAACACUCAUGUUUGAACCAGCUGAACUUUGCUCUUCUGAAAUCUGAUAUGUCUUUGAUUACAGCAUUUUGUGUUUGUUUUGGAGACAUGAUAAUCAUGCCCUGUUAUUGUUUCCUCAGGAUAUUGUGCUGGUCUAGGAGUGCUUCCACCUGGACCCGUGAUUGGAACAUUGGGAGGAAAUGUGAUUUUCAAAACCACCGUCAUUCCAACCACAUUUGAUACAAUUGUCUGGACCUUUGGUGAUCCCCCUGUUUUCAUUGUUGACUUUCUCAUCUCUAACGGUCCUGUGGCCGGACAGGAAUAUGUUGGUAGGAUCAGUCUGGACAAUAGCACUGGAUCUCUGGAGCUCAGGAAACUGACCCUGAAUGACAAUGGAACAUACAGAGUGAAACUAAGAAAGGGUAGUGUUAUUGAGGAGGGAUCUACGUCACUGAAUGUUUAUGGUGAGUUCCAAAUGUUGCAGGGUAAGGUAUGUACAUAAAGUUACGUUCACUAACGUUACAUUCACGCAGGGCAAAAUUUUGAGAACAAUUGUCAAACUAGUUUUCUUUGAUCAAUUGUCAAACUAGUUAAGACGAUCUAAGCAAGGCUGGCUGAAAUCCCUAAGGUUGAGAUACCGUAUGAAAACAACCGCUCACUCAUUUAGGUCAACUACCAAUUCUGGGUCAACACUUGGCGUUUUAAAUGGUUUUGAGCAUUAUUGCAACAUGGGCUGAACACAAUAUUCUAUACUUUUACAAAUUACCUUUUGAAAUGGUAUGUUCUCGUUUUUCCCAAUUUAUGAGAGGAUUGUUCUUAGGUUGUACCUAGGUUAUCUACUUUUGAACGUAGGCUUCUACUUUGAGAAUACAUUUUUAUUUACUCAUUCUUUUUUAAACGUCCAGGCAUUUCUGGCAAUGAAACAUUGAAUGUGACAGGCCAAAGUACCCUAAAAUAAUGUUGCAAUUUACUAUCAAUUGGUAAACCUAAACUCUUUUGCAAUAGGGUGGUGCAGUAAGAGGAGGUCUUUCAUUAGCUGGCUUGUCAUCACUGGUCAGGUGGGGCCUGUUGUGAGCAAGGUAUUGUAGCGGACGAAUGGACAGGGUCGUGAACCCAGGUCACUGGCAGGAUAGGAAAACACCCUACACAUUGUGCCAAUAGGGUUUCCCCAGUGGGAAAUGUAAUGUGGCUUAUUAGCAAAGAUCACUACAGUACCUUAUCUUCCAAUCUGGCAGACAAUGACAGACAAGAAACAUCUCAUUCAUUAUGUGUAUGUUUUCUCAUAAUGUAUGCAGUGUGCCAACAAUGUGGACUCUGCUACCUCAUGUGCUGUAGCGUGGAAAGAGUCAAUAGAGCAAAGCGCGAGCCAGGUACCUGGUUGGGGUAAAUACUAGCAUGCCUAAACAUGACAAUGCCUUAACUUAACUUUACCCUAACCCUAACCUUAACCACUUGCUAGCAUGCUUAAACUAAAUAUGUAAAAAAACACAUUAUGUGCAAAUACACAGUGAGUCUGCAAGGAAUCAUUUAACUAUGCUCGAAACAGUAUUAUUAUGUGUCUGUGCUUUUGUAGUGAGCAACAGUGCAGUGUUUUGUAAAUAAAGGCCAUGGUGUUCUGAGUAAUUUUAUAACAGAGUGGCUGCGGAUCCGAAUUCUCUGGAACCAUCUUCAGAAAAGCUAAAGGUCUGUGGCUCUUACGCAUGUGUGUGAUUCUCGACUUCAUGCACAGUCUAUGUUCUACUCGUUCUGUUGCCCAGAGAACAGGCUACUCGUGGCACAUUUCAGUGAUGAAUGGAGAAUGGUGCUUGUUUAAUAAAGUUAGAUCAAAGCUGAAUCAAUGUAUGCAAGAACACAUAAUGAUCUUAUUCUACAUAUCAAAACCGAAUAUAAAAGCAUUGUAUAACUUUUUACUGUAAGACAAAAAACACCACCGCAUUUCUUACAAUAUUUUAGGAUGCAGCCAAAUCUCAACAGCGUGCCCCACUAGGCAAGAUAUAUGCUUUGAAGAAUGAAGAAUGGCACCGGAGGAGAUGGCUUCCAUUUUACGGGCUCCUAACCAAUUGUGCUAUUGUGUGUGUUUUUUUGCGUUAUUUGUAACUAAUUUUGUACAUAAUGUUUCUUCCACCGAUUCUGCCACCGUCUCUUAUGACCGAAAAGAGCUUCCGGAUAUCAGGACAAUGAUUACUCACCUCGUACUGGACAAAGAUUUUUUCUUUAACGAGUCGGACACGAAGAGUUUUCUUCAGACACCAAACAAGGCCCAAAUCCCAGUAAUUCGCAUGAGAAAGUGACAGAGAUAUCGGGCACGUAGGUCGGGGUGCCUUGUAAGGAUCCGACGGCGAGUGGGUAAUCAGCCUCUACCAUCAGUAAUAUUAGCCAACGUACAAUCAUUGGAUAACAGAAUAGACAAACCACGAUCUCGGAUAUCCUACCAACGGGACAUUAAUAACUGUAAUAUCUUAUGUUUCACCGAGUCGUUGAACAACGACAUGGAUAACAUACAGCUGGUGGGAUAUACGCUGCAUAGGCAAGAUAGAACAGGCUGCCUCCGGUUAAGACAAGGGUGGUCGAAUAACAUCGUGCGAAAUAGCAAAGUCUCCAUGGGGGGGUUUUAAGGGGGAGUAAAUUUUUUAAUUUUAAAACGGGAGUGGCUUGGCGGGUUCCCAAAAAUUUUUCCCUUUCUUGAAACCCUUUUUUUCAAAAAAAAAAGGCAAAGGCCCCUUGGUGGGCUUUUUUAAAAAACCCGGGGCUUUUUUGGUUUGGGGGGGUUUUUUUUUUUUUUUUUUUUUUUUUUUUUUUUUUUUUUUUUUUUUUUUUUGGGGGGGGGGGGGGGGGGGGGGGGGGGGGGGGGGGGACCUUUCAGGGCACCGAUUUUUUACCGCCGGGUUCCACAGGGGAAACCCAAGGCAAAGGGGCAUUUUCCCCCGGUGAAAUGGGUGGUUUUUUUAAAAAGUUGGUCAAAAUUAAUAAUUUAAAAAAAAUUAAUGUUUUUCAAACCUUAUAAAACCGAAAAAAAGGGACAUUUUAAAAUUUCCCAAAAAAAACCCCCCCAAUUUUUUUACCUUUUAAACCACCAAAUUCGGGCGUGCCCCAUUUCAAGAUUAAUCGGGAAAUAAAAACCCGGAAAAGGGCUUCCAAAGGGCUCCUUUCCAAGGGGGCCGGGGAUUUUUUGCAGGGAACCCCUUUUAAAUUUUGUUUUCCCAACCCCAUUUCCACCCCCUUUAAAAAAAUUGGCGGGCCCAAGGGGGAAAACCUUUAACCCCGGUUUCCCCUUUAACAUUAGGACACGAAAUUUUUUCCCCGGCCCCCCCUUUCGCAUUCCCGAAACCCCAAAUUCCCCCUGUUCCUUGUAAAAGGCAAAAAUUUAAAUUUAAAACCCAACUCCAUACUUGGAAUAAAAAAUUUUUCAAACCAGAUCUAACCUCCCAAGGUUUCUGUUUUUUUAGCCCCAGCUUUAAAAAACCGGAAUUUUAAAUACAUUUGGGGGAAAAUAUUUCCGGCUUGCAUAAAGGGAAAGUAAACACGCCCCCAAACGGGGGUGAGGGGUCUUUUAAUUUUUAAACCCCCCAAACCAAAACCAAUAUUAAGGAAAGCCAAAUGGCAAAAGGGGGUAGGGGGGUUCCACUUUGGGCCGGUGGACUUUUUACCAAGUAAAAGGUUUUUUUUUUGCUACCCCCUUCCCCCCCAAACCAAAAACCCAUAAAAGGGCAAAGGGCCAAAAAAAACGGGGAAAAGUUUAAACGUUUAACCUUUUUACAAAAACAAACCCUUUUUUCCCAUUUCCGCAGUUGGGGCCCAGGGGUUUAAAACCUUUCCCUCCAAGGGGAAGAAAAAGCCCCCCCCCCAAUUUUGGCAAACCCUCCCAAACCCAAUUUUUCCUAUUCCGUUUUCGGGGCAAAAAACAAAUGGAAAAGCCCAUGCCGGGAAAAAAGAAGUUUUCCCGGAAAAAGUGAAAAUGGGGGUUUUCCUUAGCCGAUGGAAAAAGCCUUUUAAACAGGGGUCAACUUUCCAAAAGGCCCAUCCAAAAUUGGAUUACCAGGCCCGUGUACUCCCCCCCCAUUUCGCCAAACCAACUGGCAAAGGGUCUCCACUUUAAAAGGGGGCCCUCCCGGUCUUAAAAAACCGUUUCCCCCAAACCACCAAACCCGGCCCAAUAAAACAAGAACCCGAAAAUACCCGGGACCGAGCCCGUCAGUGUGGGGGGCCCUUUGAAACUUUCAGGCUCGGGGAAAAACACCCAUUUCCCAAAGACCCACCUCCCCAAAUUUUUGCUCCCGGGGCCCCAACAAAAACCACAGAUGACCCUUUUUUCACCCAAACGCCCCCCAAGCCGGGGGUUAAGGGAAAACGGUCCUUAAAAGGCCCCCGUAUUCCCUUUUUCCCCAAACCCUGCCCCAACCCUUUAAAUUUAACCUUCCUACUGAUUUUUACCCUGUUUUAAAGAAAUGUUUAACAACAUUUUUUUUUCUUUAAAUGCCAGGGUUUUUAAUCCUUGUCCGGAAUCUUUAAACUGGGGUCGGCCCAUACAAACCCUUUACCAGACCCAUCCAAGCAUACCGCCCCAAUUUUUUGUGAUUUUUGGCCCCACAACCCCUCAACCCGGGGGCCCCUUGGGGGGGCCCCGUGCUCCCCCCCCUGACUCACGAGGACCCAUUUUGUAUUGGGCACUUUUUUUACGGAAAUUUAAAUUUUUUUAAUUUUUAAAAAAUUUAUUUUUCAAAACCCAUUUUUUUAACGGAAACCUUUAACAAAUCUCCAAAAUUUAUCCUUUUUAAAGGGCCUUUUUAAAUUAAUUGGGCCCAAAGGUUUUGGGGGGAAAAAAUUGGGAAUAAAAACCCAAAGGGGAAAUCAAAAUAAAAAGGGGUGUUCCCCCGGGUUGGGCCCCCUGUUGAUUGGAAUUAAGAAAAUUUAAUUUUUUUUUAAUUGCCCAAACCUCCCCUGAACACCAUCCCUUUAAGCAAGGGUUUCUUUAAAAAAUUUGGGCCAAUUUAAAUUAAAUUUUUCAAAUUUUGUCAAAAAAAAAAGGAUUCUUUUUUCCAAAAUUUUUUAAAAUUUUAUAAAAGUUAAAAGAAAUUCCCAAAAACCCAUUAAAAUUUUUCCACAAUUUUGGGUUCAUACGGGACCAUUCAAAUAAAUUAAAAUUUUUUUCCCCAUUUCAUAAUUUUUAAAAACCCCCAAUUUUUAAAAAUUUUUAAAAUAUCAUUUUCCUAAAGUAUUCAAACCCUUUAUUUUACUUUGUUAAUUUCCCCUUUUAAAGGUUUUAAAAGCCCUCAUCUUUUUUAAAAACCCCCCAAAAACCCUUGGCCACCGUAUUAAAUUUUCUCCUUUUUCCCCGGGCCGAAGUCAAUCCGGGGGUUUUUGACUUUUAAACGGAGGAGGGGGAGGCCCCCUUUUCCCGAACCCCUUUAAAAAGGCUCUGUCAGGCUGGAUGAGUAGCGUCGGUUCACAGCUAUUUUCAGGUCUCUCCAGAGAUGUGCGAUCGGGUGCAAGUCCGGGCUUUGGCUGGGCCACUCAAGGACAUUCAGAGACUUGUCCCAAAGCCACUCCUGCGUUGUCUUGGCUGUGUGCUUAGGGUCGUUGUCCUGUUGGAAGGUGAACCUUCGCCCCAGUAUGAGGUCCUGAGCACUCUGGAGCAGGUUUUCAUCAAGGAUCUCUCUGUACUUUGCUCCGUUCAUCUUUCCCUCGAUCCUGACUACUCUCCCAGUCCCUGCCGCUGAAAAACAUCCCCACAGCAUGAUGCUGCCACCCCCAUGCUUCACCUUAGGGAUGGUGCCAGGUUUCCUCCAGACGUAAUGCUUGGCAUUCAGGCCAAAGUGCCUUGAUACAAUCCUAUCUCGGAGCUCUACAGACAAUUCCUUCAACCUCAUGGCUUGUUAUUUGCUCUGACAUGCACUGUCAAUUGUGGGACAAGUGUGUGCCUUUCCAAAUCAUGUCCAAUCAAUUGAAUUUACUACAGGUGGACUCCAAUCAAGUUUUAGAAACAUCUCAAGGAUGAUCAAUGGAAACAGGAUGCACCUAGCAAAGGGUCUGGUGUUUCAUUUUGAAUUAAUUUGCAAAAAUUAAAAACAAAAACUGUUGUGUGUAGAUUGAUGAGGAAAAUGUUUCAUUUAGGCUGUAACGUAACAAAAUGUGAAAAAGUCAAGGGGUCUGAAUACUUUCCGAAUGCACUGUAAUAAUUGUACAUGUAAUAAUACAUAAAGUUACAUACAAAAAGUGUUUAAAAAAAAGUAGGCCAUUACCCACUUUAAGAAUAAUUACUUUUUUUUAGGCCUUGCCAAUGCAUUGAUAUUCCAAUUAUUAUUACAUUCUAAAAUCUGUGAGAAUAAUGUGGACAUUGCCUAACUAAAUAGAUUGGAUGCAUGCAUGGUGAUUUUCUGUAGGCUAUGUGGCCGAUGCAGGCACACAUAAUAAAGCCAUGAAUAGCGGUAGCAUUAAGCUCACCAUUUGAAUCUCACCAUCUCUGUUUUUAUGAGAAAGUGACCGAAAACCAGGUAGAUUUUUUAAUGGAAGGAUUUCCCGUGUAGCUCAGUUGGUAGAGCAUGGCGUUUGCAAAGCCAGGGUUGUGGGUUCGAUUCCCACGGGGGGUCAGUAUGAAAAAAAAAAGACUAAAAUGUACAAAUGUAACAUUAGAUGUUGUUGUCCUCAUAAUAACCACAUGUGGUUUUACUGUGCAACACCCUUCAAUUGAAGCAGUGGGAAACAAAUGGAAGUGGCCACAUAUCUUACAAAAACAGAUCAAAAAUGAAAUCACUGAUAAUAAUAAGGGAGCAGGAGAACUUGUAAAUUGGCUACAUUAAUUAAAAGUAAUUUUCAAGCACCAAAUUGAGGAAAUGUCUGAUUUUCAAGGUAGACCUAUUCCAGUACUUGAUUUUUUUUUGCUUCAAAUUCAAGAUCAAUUAUGCUACUUCAAGCCCCAUGCAUUGUAAAAAAUUUUUUUUUAAUGUUUAUUGAUGCAAUGAUGUGUCAAUAUAAGUAACAUAAUAAAAAAAUCCCUAGAGCUAGAGAUAUCUGUCUUUUAGCAUGGGCUGCACCUCAAUCCAACGUAUCCGCCUAUGGUGGCCUUCCGCAUCUGCUAUUGCAGCAUCAUGGCUUUAGACACCUUGGAACACCUUGCUUUAGACAAAUGCAUUUGUACACAAACACCUUGACAGAUGUCAUCUACGCUCUCACCCACAGAUCCCAUUUCAAACGUGACUCUGAGGGCCAACGUCAUUGAUCUAGUGGAACUGAAUGACACUGCCAUUUUCACCUGCUCUGUGUCCUCUGGCUCCUCCCCCCUUUCUUACCACUGGCUGAAUGGCAGCUCUGAGGUCACAGCCAGAGAUGGAAUUCAGCUUGGUGAUGGAGGCCGUACUCUCACCAUAGCCAAUGUGACCCAGUAUGACCAGGGUCCAUACAGGUGUAUUGUGUCCAACCCCGUCAGCAGUGAACCCAGCCAGAAUCUAACCCUCACCAUCAGCUGUGAGUCUCUAACCUGCAUAUCUAACUUAUCUGCAUGCAGAGAAAGUCAAUUUAUGUAAACUUUGUUUAUCUUUCACCAUGUAGUUCACGUACAGUACUGUAGUCAUUUCUUGAUUUUGCUUGCAGCAGUACCUGUCUGCUUAACUCUAACUGCUUAAGUAUAACUACGUAUAUUGCAUAUAAUGUCAGAUGCUUCGGUUACAACGUUAUUGCCUGUUCUGUAUAUCACUAAGACCUGCUUAGGAAAACAGGCUUGUGGCAGGUCUUAAUGUUUUUUUCUUUUCUUUUAUCACUUCAUCCUUUUGCCCCUAAGAUGUAGCUUAUAUUUCUGUUGAAUCCAGCCUGCCUACUGUAUGUGUUGGGUGGCUGAUUGCUGGUGAUGGGACACUGAAGCUAGCUAGAUAGAUACACUAAUGAUAACAAUAACCAUCUUAAAUGGGUCAUUUGAAGAUGGUCUAAAAAGUAUCAUUACAUCACUGUUGGUGAACCUCCCCUCUUUAAUGCUGGGGUUAAACAUGGACCAUUCAUUACAGAUGGUCCAGAAAACACAAGAAUGAAGGUGACCCCUCUAGAUGUACUGUAUGGAUCAGGGUCAAACCUCACUCUGUCCUGCUCAGCUGAGUCCAGACCUCCUGCCCAGUUUCAGUGGCUUCUGAAUGGAACACUGCUGUCCAAUAUGGGACCAGAACUCAGGCUGGAGAACAUCCAUGCCAAUCAGAGUGGUAGCUACAGCUGCUGGGCCCAUAAUACCAGAACCCUGAGGUACCAGACAUCUGAGCCCUCUGACAUCACUGUGCUGGGUAAGUGGCAGAGAGGAGAGGAGAUGGAGACAGUCAUGGGAGGAAAGAGAGAGACUGGCUCUGGGGUGUCAUGGCUGAACUAACUGAAAUGUUUGUAAGGUUUGUUCUCAAGACCUUUGCAAGGUCUUUGAGUACACCAUCUUCCUCGAUGUGCAGGGGUACGAGCCCUGGUGUACUUCAUAAACCAUUUCAAUUUCCAUAUCUACUAGGAAGCUAAAUGUUUGUUUCUUGGGCUUCAGGAAUGUGACUGAAAAAGUGCCUCACGUCUUGAAAAAUAAAAAAAUUAACUGAUUGAAAGUAUAAGGGGCGAACAAAUGCCAUGGACAAGGCUACAAUGGCGCCAGUGCAAUGAGAGGAGCUUACUCAGGUGUUCAAUAGCUCAUAUCAGACCAAGAGCCUAAUGCUUUUUAUAUACUGUAGUUCACUAUGAGUUUUAGUUUAGAAAACGAUCUCUUGGCAGAAGCAACAGUUACAGGGAUGGUAAAAACAGCUUGAUUGCCGUAGCAACAUCAGGGAAUCUGGGCAGUAGGGAGGAGUGCUUCAAAUACAGCAGUUCUGCAACAUCUUUAAUUGAGCCUCUCAUUCUCCUUAAUUGCCUGCCUCAAAACAUUAUGGAGAGAUUGGAUACUGCAAAGCCAAUAAAUUGGCAGAUGCAAACAGAUUAUAAUAUUUAGCGGACAACAGUUCUUGAGGGCUUGAAAAAGGAAACAGUUAGCGACUGUGUUACGCCAGUGCGAGGUAAUUAAGCAGAUAUGUACAUAUAACUAGGAAUAAAGUGACGGAUAAUAAACAGUAACAGUAGCAGCAGCGUAUAUGAUGAGUCAAAAGUUAGCGCAAGAAGGGUCAAUGUAGAUAUUCCGGGUAGCUAUUUGUUUAACUAACUACAGUGGCUUGCGAAAGUAUUCACCCCCCAUGGCAUUUUUCCUAAAAUAGAUUUUUUGGGGGGUUUGUAUCAUUUGAUUUACACAACAUGCCUACCACUUUGAAGAUGCAAAAUAUUUUUUAUUGUGAAACAAACAAGAAAUAAGACAAAAAAACUUAAAACUUGAGCGUGCAUAACUAUUCAUCCCCCCAUUGUCCUGCUGGAAGGUGAAUCUCCGUCCCAGUCUCCAAUCUCUGGAAGACUGAAACAGGUUUCCCUCAAGAAUUUCCCUGUAUUUAGCGCCAUCCAUCAUUCCUUCAAUUCUGACCAAUUUCCCAGUCCCUGCCGAUGAACAAUAUCCCCACAGCAUGAUGCUGCCACCACCAUGCUUCACUGUGGGGAUGGUGUUCUCAGGGUGAUGAGAGGUGUUGAUUUCUGAGCCAGACAUAGCGUUUUCUUGAUGGCCAAAAAGCUCAAUUCUAGUCUCAUCUGACCAGAGUAACUCUUCCAUAUGUUUGGGGAGUCUCCCACAUGCCUUUUAGCGAACACCAAACGUGUUUGCUUAUUUUUUUCUUUAAGCAAUGGCUUUUUUCUUGCCCCUCUUCCGUAAAGUCCAGCUCUGUGGAGUGUAUGGCUUAAAGUGGUCCUAUGGACAGAUACUCCAAUCUCCGCUGUGGAGAUUUGCAGCUCCUUCAGGGUUAUCUUUGGUCUCUUUGUUGCCUCUCUGAUUAAUGCCCUCCUUGCCUGGUCUGUGAGUUUUGGUGGGCGGCCCUUUCUUGGCAGGUUUGUUGUGGUGCCAUAUUAUUAAACAAUUUUAAUAAUGGAUUUAAUGGUGCUCCGUGGGAUGUUCAAAGUUUCUGAUAUUUUUUUAUAACCCAACCCUGAUCUGUACUUCUCCACAACUUGGUCCCUGACCUGUUUGGAGAGCUCCUUGGUCUUCAUGGUGCCGCUUGCUUGGUGGUGCCCCUUGCUUAGAGGUGUUGCAGACUCUGGGGCCUUUCAGAACAGGUGUAUAUACAGUGGGGGAAAAAGUAUUUAGUCAGCCACCAAUUGUGCAAGUUCUCCCACUUAAAAAGAUAAGAGAGGCCUGUAAUUUUCAUCAUAGGUACACGUCAACUAUGACAGACAAAUUGAGAAAAAACAAUCCAGAAAAUCACAUUGUAGGAUUUUUAAUGAUUUUUUUUGCAAAUUAUUAUCACCUACAAACAAGCAAGAUUUCUGGCUCUCACAGACCUGUAACUUCUUCUUUAAGAGGCUCCACUGUCCUCCACCCGUUACCUGUAUUAAUGGCACCUGUUUGAACUUGUUAUUAGUAUAAAAGACACCUGUCCACAACCUCAAACAGUCACACUCCAAACUCCACUAUGGCCAAGACCAAAGAGCUGUCAAAGGACACCAGAAACACAAUUGUAGACCUGCACCAGGCUGGGAAGACUGAAUCUGCAAUAUGUAAGCAGCUUGGUUUGAAGAAAUCAACAGUGGGAGCAAUUAUUAGGAAAUGGAAGACAUACAAGACCACUGAUAAUCUCCCUCGAUCUGGGGCUCCACGCAAGAUCUCACCCCUUGGGGUCAAAAUGAUCACAAGAACGGUGAGCAAAAAUCCCAGAACCACACGGGGGGACCUAGUGAAUGACCUGCAGAGAGCUGGGACCAAAGUAACAAAGCCUACCAUCAGUAACACACUACGCCGCCAGGGACUCAAUUCCUGCAGUGCCAAACGUGUCCCCCUGCUUAAGCCAGUACAUGUCCAGGCCCGUCUGAAGUUUGCUAGAGUGCAUUUGGAUGAUCCAGAAGAGGAUUGGGAGAAUGUCAUAUGGUCAGAAUGAAACCAAAGUAUAACUUUUUGGUAAAAACUCAACUCGUCGUGUUUGUAGGACAAAGAAUGCUGAGUUGCAUCCAAAGAACACCAUACCUACUGUGAAGCAUGGGGGUGGAAACAUCAUGCUUUGGGGCUGUUUUUCUGCAAAGGGACCAGGACGACUGAUCCGUGUAAAGGAAAGAAUGAAUGGGGCCAUAUAUCGUGAGAUUUUGAGUGAAAACCUCCUUCCAUCAGCAAGGGCAUUGAAGAUGAAACGUGGCUGGGUCUUUCAGCAUGACAAUGAUCCCAAACACACCUCCCGGGCAACGAAGGAGUGGCUUCGUAAGAAGCAUUUCAAGGUCCUGGAGUGGACUAGCCAGUCUCCAGAUCUCAACCCUAUAGAAAAUCUUUGGAGGGAGUUGAAAGUCCGUGUUGCCCAGCGACAGCCCCAAAACAUCACUGCUCUAGAGGAGAUCUGCAUGGAGGAAUGGGCCAAAAUACCAGCAACAGUUUGUGAAAACCUUGUGAAGACUUACAGAAAACGUUUGACCUGUGUCAUUGCCAACAAAGGGUAUAUAUCAAAGUAUUGAGAAACUUUUGUUAUUGACCAAAUACUUAUUUUCCACCAUCAUUUGCAAAUAAAUUCAUUAAAAAUCCUACAAUGUGAUUUUCUGGAUUUUUUUUUCUCAUUUUGUCUGUCAUAGUGGACGUGUACCUAUGAUGAAAAUUACAGGCCUCUCUCAUCUUUUUAAGUGGGAGAACUUGCACAAUUGGUGGCUGACUAAAUACUUUUUUCCCCCACUGUAUACUGAGAUCAUGUGAUAGAUCAUGUAUCAAUUAGAUUGCACACAGGUGGACUUUAUUUAACUAAUUAUGUGACUUCUGAAGGUAGUUGGUUGCACCAGAUAUUAUUUAGGGGCUUCGUAUCAAAGGGGGUGAAUACAAAUACACGCACCACAUUUCAGUUAUUUAUUUUUUUGAAUGUUUUGAAAAAAGUUUUUUUUUUUAUUUCACUUCACCAAUUUUGACUAUUUUGUGUAUGUCCAUUACAUGAAAUCCAAAUAAAAAUCCAUUUAAAUUACAGGUUGUAAUGCAACAAAAUAGGGAAAACGCCAAGGGGGAUGAAUACUUUUGCAAGGCACUGUAUUUAGCAGUCUUAUGGCUUGGGGGUGGAAGCUGUUCAGGGUCCUAUUGUUUCCUGUUGGGUCCAGACUUGGUACAUCGGUACUGCCUACCAUGCGGUAGCAGAGAGAACAGUCUAUUACUUGGGUGGCUGGAGUCUUUGACCAUUUUUAGGGCCUUCCUCUUACACCUCCUGGUAUAGAGGUCCCAGAGGGCAGGGAGCUUUGCCCCAGUAAUGUACUGGGCCGUACGCUCUACAAUCUGUGUUGCCAUGCGGUCCAAUGCCAAGCAGUUGCCAUACCAAGCUGUGAUGCAGCCAGUCAUGAUGCUCUCAAUUGUGCAGCUGUAGACGACGUCGUCCCCACAUUGACCGUACGUACAUACAGUGCUAUGGAAAAGUAUUUGCCCCCUUUCUAAUUUUCUCUACUUUUGCAUAUUUGUGAUACUGAAUGUUAUCAGAUCUUCAACCAAAACCUAAUAUUAGAUAAAGGGAACAUAAGUGAACAAAUAACACAACAAUUACAUAUUUAUUUCAUUUACAAAGUUAUGCAACACCCAAUUCCCCUGUGUGAAAAAGUAAUUACCCCCUUACACUCAAUAACUGGUUGUGCCACCUUUAGCUGCAAUGAUUCCAACCAAAUGCUUCCUGUAGUUGUUGAUCAGUCUCUCACAUCGCUGUGGAGGAAUUUUGGCCCACUCUUCCAUGCAGAACUGCUUUUAUUUUAUUUUAUUUAACUAGGCAAGUCAGUUAAGAACAAAUUCUUAUUUACAAUGACGGCCUACACCGGCCAAACCUAGACGACGCUGGGCCAAUUGUGCGCCGCCCUAUGGGACUCCCAAUCACGGCCGGUUGUGAUACACCCUGGAAUCGAACCAGGGGGUCUGUAGUGACGCCUCAAGCACUGAGAUGCAGUGCCUUAGACCACUGCGCCACUCGGCAUUACUGGAAACAUGUCGUCCAAAAAGUUAUACUUUUGAAUCAUCUGUCCAUAGAACGUUCUUCCAAGAGUCUUGAUGAUCAUCCAGGUGCUUUUUGGCAAACUCGAGUCAACUUUUUGGAUGAUAUGGGUCCCAUUUUGCCUGGCGAAAACCAAACACUGCAUUCCACAGUAAGAACAUCAUACCAAAGGUCAAGCAUGGUGGUGGUGGUGUGAUGGUUUGUGGAUGCUUUGCUGCCUCAGGACCUGGAUGACUUGCCUUAAUAGAAGGAACCAUGAAUUCUGCUCUGUAUCAGAGAAUUCUACAGGAGAAUGUCAGAUCAUCCGUCUGUGAGCUGAAGCUGAAGCGCAGCUGGGUCAUGCAGCAAGACAAUGAUCCAAAACACACAAUCAAAUCUACAUGAAAAUUGCUAAAAAGCAACAAAUUGGAAGUUUUGGAAUGGCCUAGUCAAAGUCCAGACCUAAUCCCAAUUGAGAUGUUGUGGCAGGACUUGAAACGAGCAGUUCAUGCUUGAGAACCCACACGUCACUGAGUUAAAGCAGUUCUGCAUGGAAGAGUGGGCCAAAAUUCCUCCACAGCGACGUGAGAGACUGAUCAACAACUACAGGAAGCAUUUGGUUGGAGUCAUUGCAGCUAAAGGUGGCACAACCAGUUAUUGAGUGUAAGGGGGUAAUUACUUUUUCACACAGGGGAAUUGGGUGUUGCAUAACUUUGUAAAUGAAAUAAAUAUGUAAUUGUUGUGUUAUUUGUUCACUUAUGUUCCCUUUAUCUAAUAUUAGGUUUUGGUUGAAGAUCUGAUAACAUUCAGUAUCACAAACAUGCAAAAGUAGAGAAAAUUAGAAAGGUGGCAAAUACUUUUUCAUAGCACUGUAUCCUAACCAGCUGCCACUUUGAAGGAGUGGGACAAUAAUCCCGGUGCUUAUAAGAAAACCCGCUACGUCCUCCGACAAACCAUCAAACAGGCAAAGCGUCAAUACAGGACUAAUAUCGAAUCCUACUACACUGGCUCUGACGCUCGUUGGAUGUGGCAGGGCUUGCAAACUAUCAAGCGUUACAAAGGGAAACCCAGCGCGAGCUGCCCAGUGACACGAGCCAACCAGAAUUAAGAUGUUGUCAUAGAUUUGAGAGCUCUUCUGCACCUAUUACACUACUAAACUUAAUAAUUUAUUUUAUUUAUGUUUUACAUACCAUGUGUGGGCCUUUACUUUCUUUAUCAUACACAAAGUUUACCAUGUUGCAUUUUCAUUUCACUUGUGCUUUGUGUUUUCAGGCAACUGUUACUGUUUGACAAAAUAAUAUAUAAUCUACAUUAUAAACUCGGUGGUUUGAGCCCUGAAUGCUGAUUGGCUGACAGCCGUGGUAUAUCAGAUCAUAUACCACGUGUAUGACAAAACAUUUAUUUUUACUGCUCUAAUUACGUUGGUAACCCGUUUAUCAUAGCAAUAGGGCACCUCUGGGGUUUGUGGUAUAUGGCCUAAGAAUUUAACCGUGGUAUAUUGGCCAUAUACCACACCCCUUCGUGCCUUAUUGCUUAAUUAUAAUCUAGGCUACAAUCUGUAUUAUCAAUUCAAUUCUGAUUUAUAUACCAUUGUCCUUCACAGAACCAAUAUCUGGUGCUAUCAUCACUACUACCCCAAAUCCUCCAAUCAUCGAGGGGAAUUCUGUCAACUUAACAUGUGAUGCUUCUGGCUCCAUCAUCACCAGAGAGUGGAUGAAGGAUGGUCAGCUUCUGUCUGCUGGUGGCAACAUGAUCAUCUCUGAGGAUAAGAGAGUGCUGUCCAUAAACCCUGUGAAGAGAACAGACAGUGGAGAAUACCUGUGUAGAGUUAGCAACCCCAUCAGCACCGCUGAUGCUACACACGAUCUCAUUGUAAACUGUAAGUAGGCCUACUCUGCUAUAAACCUGGGGUUACAAUUACUGUGUUUUAACUGCUGUUGUUUCUUGCAUUAAAAUCUGACAGUCACAGUGUAAAUGCUGGAUAUGCAAGAUAUUACAGAGUAAAUCUAUGGAUAUAUACAGGGGCGCAACAUUCACUAAGGACGGGGGGGAGAUGUCCUCCCCAUUUUUGUCCCCCAAAGAUUUAUUAUUGGAAUGUGAUACAAAACCCGGCUGGGUGUGCUUUAGGACCAUGCGGAAGCCUCUGAGCGGUUAGGUAGACUCUUUGGAGUGUUUAUCCCCACUUCUAAAACCAAAGUUGCGCCCCUAAAUAUAAAUAACAGUUUGAGUGUGUAACAUCACAUUGAUUACCAACUAACAAACACAUGGCUACCUCUAAUUGGAACUGGUGAUCUCUGUGUUACAGAUGGACCUGAUGGUAUGGAAAUCAAGGGUCCAACUGAAAUAGAAGUAGGACAGAAGUUAACAUUGACCUGCUCUGCUGACUCCAACCCCCCUGCUAGUUACACCUGGAUGCUCAAUGGAACAGAGAUACCUGGACAUUCACCUGAGUUCACUAAAGAAAAUAGUGAAUACUUUGACAGUGGGGAUUACACAUGUACAGCAACAAAUGAUGUCACUAGAAACAAAACAUAUGUGGUCCAUAAACUGUCAGUAAAAGGUAAAGUUAGCUGAAGCUUUAAAGACAAUAUGAGCAUAGUAAAUCGAUAGUAAUUACAUUUUUAAGAAUCUCCAGCUUGCAUAGCAUACAGUAGGCUAUUUCACUUUGUACAUAUGUAAACUACAGUAGUUUUUACGCCAUAGUGAUAUCUAUUUUAAAACCUGCUGCUGAUAUGCUAUGUAAGAAUGUUCCAUUUAGAAAACUUGCUGCAAGAUGAUUCAUUUGUAUUAGUUUUGCAUUUCAAACUUGUUUUGAAAUAAUGCCAUUAGGUGUAUUUGUUGUAUUGUAAUUGUCACCCAGAUGCACUGUAAUGUGCAGUACUGAUUGUUCAUUGUGUGUAGCCUUUCUCUCAUCUCUGUAUGGUUCUAUCCCUGGACUCUGCAGCGGUGGGCUCUCUAUCUCAGGGUCUGUCUGCUGGUGCCAUCGCUGGGAUUGUGAUUGUAGUAUUGAUGGUUGUGGGAGUGGCGGUUGGUGUUGCAGUCUACUUCACGAAGAAAAAGGGGUGAGAAAAAAAAAAUACAGUUUGAAAUCAGAUUUGUUUUAUUUAGUGAUAAAUAAAGAAUAUUAUAUCAAAUAUUAUUUAUCAACUUUUUGUAUGAAGAAGUUUAACAAUGGAAUCCAUUUCACUUAAGUAUAUCACUUACUGUAUUCUUUGUUUUUGUCUUGGGGCUUUAGCUUGUCUCCCAUGCCAACAGCCUGAAUUGUGGGUCUGUGCAUACUUACUUACUAUCUGUCCCACGUAUCCUUGCUCUAUAUGGUGUCUUUGGGUUAAAUUGAUUGGGUUAGCUUUGAAAUAGUUUUUAUAGCUCAAUGCGGUUUUGAGAGACAACCAAAUACUUAGAAGUAUUUUAAGAUACCAAUGAAGCCCCAUUUUGUUGUAGUAUCACCCACCUGUAAAUCAGUCUACCUGCCAAAUAAAAUAAAAUACAAUUUUAUUUCUCACAUGUGCCGAAUGCAACAUGUGUAGUAGACCUUACUGUGAAAUGCUUACUUACAGGCCCUUAACCAACAACACAGUUAAAAAAAUAGAGUUAAGAAAAUAUUUACUAAAUAAACUAAAGUAAAAAAUUAAAAGUAACACAAUAAAAUUACAUAACAAUUGUCACGCUCGUUUAUAGACGGGACGGACCAAGGCGCAGCGUGAUAUGCCAACAUGUUUAUUUAACGAAUAAACACACAACAAAACAACAAACGAAACGUGAAGUCCAAGGUAGCACACAAACAACAUACCUUACAUGGAACAAGAACCCACUAGUGCCAAUAGGCUACCUAAGUAUGGUCCCCAAUCAGAGACAACGAGCUACAGCUGCCUCUGAUUGGGAACCACACCGGCCAACAUAGAUCUACACGAUCUAGAUCUAAACAUAGAAAAUGCAACAUAGAACAUACCACACAGAAAAUACACACCCUGACUCAACAAAUACGAGUCCCCAGAGUCAGGGCGUGACAACAAUAAAGAGGCUAUAUACAGGGGGUACCGGUACCGAGUCAAUGUGUGGGGGUACAGGUUAGUCGAGGUAGUUUGAACAUGUAGGUUGGGGUAAUCUGCAAAGGAGCUUUUUGGACCUAGACUUGGCGCUCCGUUACCGCUUGCUGUGCGGUAGCAGACAGAACAGUCUAUGACUUGGGUGACUGGAGUCUUUGACAAUUUUUUGGGCCUUCCUCUGACACCUUCUAGUAUAUAGGUCCUGGAUGGCAGGAAGCUUGGUCAUGUACUGGGCUGUACGCACUACCCUCUGUAGCGCCUUAUGGUCGGAUGCCGAGCAGUUGCCAUACCAGGCGGUGAUGCAACUGGUCAGGAUGCUCUCGAUGGUACAGCUGUAUAACUUUUUGAGGAUCUGGGGACCCAUGCCAAAUCUAUUCAGUCUCCUGAGGGGGAAAAGGUGUUGUCCUGCCCUCUUCCCGACUGUCUUGGUGUGUUUGGACAAUGAUAGUUUGUUGGUGAUGUGGACACUAAUGAACUUAACUCUCGACACGCUCCACUACAGUCCUGUCGAUGUUAAUGGGGGCCUGUUGGGCCCUCCUUUUCCUGUAGUCCAUGAUCAUCUCCUUUGUCUUGCUCACAUUGAGGGAGAGGUUGUUGUCCUGGCACAACACCUCAUCCCUAUAGGCUGUCUCAACGUUGUCGGUGAUCAGGCCUACCACUGUUGUGUCGUCAGCAAACUUAAUGAUGGAGUUGGAGUCGUGCUUGGCCACGCAGUCGUGGGUGAACAGGGAAUACAGGAGGGGACUAAGCACGCACCCCUGAGGGGCCCCGGUGUUGAGGAUCAGAGUGGCAGAUGUGUUGUUGCCUUCCCUUACCACCUGGGGGUGGCCCGUCAGGAAGUCCAGGAUCCAGUUGCAGAGGGAGGUGUUUAGUCCCAGGGUCCUUAGCUUAGUGAUGAGCUUUGUGGGUGUUGAACGCUGAGCUGUAGUCAAUGAACAGCAUUCUCACAUAGGUGUUCCUUUUGUCCAGGUGGGAAAGGGCAGUGUGGAGUGCGAUUGAGAUUGCGUCAUCUGUGGAUCUGUUGGGGCGGUAUGCGAAUUGGAGUGGGUCUAGGGUGUCCGGGAUGAUGGUGUUGAUGUGAGCAAUGACCAGCCAUUCAAAGCACUUCAUGGCUACCGACGUGAGUGCUACGGGGCGGUUGUCAUUUAGGCAGGUUACCUUGGGCACAGGGACUAUGGUGGUCUGCUUGAAACAUGUGGGUGUUACACUCGGUCAAGGAGAGGUUGAAAAUGUCAGUGAAGACACUUGCCAGUUGGUCAGCGCAUGCUCUGAGUACACGCCCUGGUAAUUCAUCUGGCCCCGCGUCCUUGUGAAUGUAUUUUUUUAAAAGUGUUAAGUAAAAAAAAUAAAAGCAAAUAACUAAAGAGCAGCAGUAAAAUAAAAUAACAUUAGGGAGGCUAUAUACAGGGGGGUACCGGUGCAGAGUCAAUGUGCGGGGGCACCGGCUAGUCGAGGUAAUAUGUACAUGUGGGUAGAGUUAAAGUGACUAUGCAUAAAUAAUAAACAGAGUAGCAGCAGCGUAAAAGAGGGGGGUUGGGGUGAGGGGGCAGUGCAAAUAGUCCGGGUAGCAAUGAUUAGCUGUUCAGGAGUCUCAUGGCUUGGGGGUAGAAGCUGUUGAGAAGCCUUUUGGACCUAGACUUGGCGCUCCGGUACCGCUUGCCGUGCGGUAGCAGAGAGAACAGUCUAUGACUAGGGUGGCUGGAGUCUUUGACAAUUUUGAGGGCCUUCCUCUGACACCACCUGGUAUUGAGGUCCUGGAUGGCAGGAAGCUUGGCCCCAAUGAUGUACUGGGCCGUACGCACUACCCUCUGUAGUGCCUUGCGGUCGGAGGCCGAGCAGUUGCCAUACCAGGCGGUCACAACCCACAGAGGGAAACCACAACUGUAUGCAGUAUAAACAGGAAGAAAGGGGGAAAGUAUUAGCUUUGUGGCAUUUCUCCCUGACCUCUGACCCUCAGGUUUAUGUGUCUCUCUGACCAAUAGCUGAAACUAAAACAGAUGUUUGUCAAUGAUGUGGUUGCCUGAUUCCUAACAGACUUUAACUCAUGUAACUUAUAAGGUUAGAGGCCAUGGAGAGAUAUUUCUAAUGUUCGGUAGUCAAUUAUGAAUUCCUAUGUUGUCACCAUUUGUUUAGAGACCAUUUACUGUGAUAGAGCCCUAUCAUAAGUUGUCUCUGUGUUUUAAGGUAUGGCUUUUCAAGUAACCAAACACACAUUUCUGGAAUCAGAUACGCAAUCAUCAGUUAUAAUAAGAGAGGGUUUCAAAAUAAAAAGUAAUAAACAAUGUGUGAAGGCUGUGGAAAGGUCAGUUGAAGGGCAGUUGACCAUUACCUAUAGGUCAUUAUAGACGGAUAACAACCAAAGUAUUGCGCCGCCGCGUGAAGAGGAGAUACAUUGAGUAUACUGUAGUUUACAGUAAAAUGAGUUUAUAAUCUGAUAACAGGUUAACCCUCUCUGUAUUUGGCUGGCAGGGCUGAUUGUCAAUGGUUGUUAUGAAGAAAUAUAAUUGUACAGAAUUUGUUGGUGGUUCACAAUGCAUUUGCCUCAUCUAAAUUAAGCCUACAUGUGUCUCUGCAAAUAACAAUACAAAUUUCCCAAAGAUACUGACUGCUCCCUAAUUUACAUUAGUUUAUUCAAGAAGGAAUCCUCCAGUGGAAAUGGUGUUGGCAACAGUAAGUAUGAGUUAUGUGUCUCACAUGCAUCCAUUAAUUUAGUAAAUAAUGUAUAUGACCAAUUAAUGACCUUAUGGUCUACAUCUACUUCUGCUCUGUCUACUACCACUCUAGUAGUAAAUGGAUCUCCAUAUCUCUAUCCACUGGCACAUACUGGUUGAAUCAACGUUGUUUCCACGUCAUUUCAAUGAAAUUACAUUGAACCAACGUGGAAUAGAUGUUGAAUUGACGUCUGUGUCCAGUGGGUCUGUUCCCAGCUCUCUGAAUACCUAAAUUCCUCUGUCUACGUGGGCAAACAAUCUCUGCUCCGGCUUACCAUAAUCUUCUGCACAGACGCACAAAAUAUGAACUAAUGAUACAGUGGGGAUAAAAAGUAUUUAGUCAGCCACCAAUUGUGCAAGUUCUCCCACUUAAAAAGAUGAGAGAGGCCUGUAAUUUUCAUCAUAGGUACACGUCAACUAUGACAGACAAAAUGAGAAAGAAUAUUCCAGAAAAUCACAUUGUAGGAUUUUUUAUGAAUUUAUUUGCAAAUUAUGGUGGAAAAUAAGUAUUUGGUCAAUAACAAAAGUUUCUCAAUACUUUGUUAUAUACACUUUUUUUUGGCAAUGACACAGGUCAAACGUUUUCUGUAAGUCUUCACAAGGUUUUCACACACUGUUGCUGGUAUUUUGGCCCAUUCCUUCAUGCAGAUCUCCUCUAGAGCAGUGAUGUUUUGGGGCUGUCGCUGGGCAACACAGACUUUCAACUCCCUCCAAAGAUUUUCUAUGGGGUUGAGAUCUGGGGACUGGCUAGGCCACUCCAGGACCGUGAAAUGCUUCUUACGAAGCCACUCCUUCGUUUCCCGGGCGGUGCGUUUGGGAUCAUUGUCAUGCUGAAAGACCCAGCCACGUUUCAUCUUCAAUGCCCUUGCUGAUGGAAGGAGGUUUUCACUCAAAAUCUCACGAUACAUGGCCCCAUUCAUUCUUUCCUUUACACGGAUCAGUCGUCCUGGUCCCUUUGCAGAAAAACAGCCCCAAAGCAUGAUGUUUCCACCCCCAUGCUUCACAGUAGGUAUGGUGUUCUUUGGAUGCAACUCAGCAUUCUUUGUCCUCCAAACACGACGAGUUGAGUAUUUACCAAAAAAUUAUAUUUUGGUUUCAUCUGACCAUAUGACAUUCUCCCAAUACUCUUCUGGAUCAUCCAAAUGCACUCUCAGAUGGGCAUGGACAUGUACUGGCUUAAGCAGGGGGACACGUCUGGCACUGCAGGAUUUGAGUCUCUGGCGGCGUAGUGUGUUACUGAUGGUAGGCUUUGUUACUUUGGUCCCAGCUCUCUGCAGGUCAUUCACUAGGUCUGGGAUUUUUGUCACCAUUCUUGUGAUCAUUUUGACCCCACGGGUGAGAUCUUGCGUGGAGCCCCAGAUCGAGGGAGAUUAUCAGUGGUCUUGUAUGUCUUCCAUUUCCUAAUAAUUGCUCCCACAGUUGAUUUCUUCAAACCAAGAUGCUUACCUAUUGCAGAUUCAGUCUUCCCAGCCUGGUGCAGGUCUACAAUUUUGUUUCUGGUGUCCUUUGACAGCUCUUUGGUCUUGGCCAUAGUGGAGUUUGGAGUGUGACUGUUUGAGGUUGUGGACAGGUGUCUUUUAUACUGAUAACAAGUUCAAACAGGUGCCAUUAAUACAGGUAACGAGUGGAGGACAGAGGAGCCUCUUAAAGAAGAAGUUACAGGUCUGUGAGAGCCAGAAAUCUUGCUUGUUUGUAGGUGACCAAAUACUUAUUUUCCAACAUAAUUUGCCAAAAAAUUCCUAAAAAAUCCUACAAUGUGAUUUUCAGGAAAAAAAAAUCUCAAUUUGUUUGUCAUAGUUGAUGUGUACCCAUGAUGAAAAUUACAGGCCUCUCUCAUCUUUUUAAGUGGGAGAACUUGCACAAUUGGUGGCUGACUAAAUACUUUUUCCCCCCACUGUAACCUACUAAUGUUAAGCAUCAUGCCUGUAAUCUAAGGCAAUGCUUUCAAUUAAGGUGUGAAUAUAGACACUCAAAUAAUUGGGAAGCCUAUAUACUGUAAACUACAGCUCCAUCUCGAACUGCAGUUUGUGUGUCAUCUCAAUAGGUACAAGCUCUGCUAACGGUGGGGGACCAGGAGGAAACCAGGUACUUUGCACUGUCAUGUCAUGCAUUUAACUGUCAUGUAUUCUGUUUUCAUAGCUUCCAUAGUACAUUGGUUUAUCUGAUAUGCUUUUAUUCCUUUGAUUCUGCCAUUUUGAGUAAAAAGAGCUGCACACUGGGCUUCAUGUACAGUAUCAUAUCUUGUCUGGCUAUCAGAGAUCCUGAUCAGCAUAGUAAAUAUCAGUGUUGUGUAAGACCGAAGAGAAUAAUGUAAUGAUAAUAAUCACAGAUAGCCUCGUCACAGUGUAGAGAAAGAUGGGUCAAUAUAAUAGUUAUAAUCAUUAUAUAACUAUAUGACUAUAAUAGUUAACAUAGCCUACCUAGAGCUUGGCUCUGGUGCUAUAUCUCCUGGCGUCUCUGCUAAGCAGCAGUCUGGCCUUUGACCAGGUUUAUAACCUCACAUCAUUAUAGUGAUGAGCACAAUUCCAGGCAGGGGCAGUAUGCAUGGCCUGUUUACUGUAAGGCUGAGGGACUUUGCUCCAGGAAGAUACAAUUAUAUUGAGCUUACACAACUUUUAUUGUGAAGUAUUUCAAAUAGAUGAAACUGUUUCCUCAGUUCAGACAAAUGUAUUUCUGUCAAGUGCCACGAGCCUUAAUGUAUCCAAUUUGGCAGCAAUUUAAUCUUUCCUGAAACUUAACCGAAAUAAAUAUGAAAGCUAUGAGGAACUACCUUUGUAAUCAACACCACUGACCUCUUUCAAGAUGACAAUAGAAACAUGCCAACCUGCUCAUAAUGAGCUAGUCUGGUAACUGGUUCACUAGCCGUGUGACACACCUUAUCUCCUGGCAUGCAAGGCUAGUAAUGACCACACAGUUUGAGGGGAUGUAACAAGCUCCCUGCCCUCAAGAAGUUGUAUGAGAAAUAACCAAAAGCAUGUUGACUGAACUAACUCUGUGUUUGCAAUUAUCCACUGCUCUGGUGCUUAUAGCUCUAGAAGUCAGGCAGUAUAAGUGGGGAACUGAGUUUUUCCAUUUCAGGUCAUGGUCAGGACUUAACUAGGACAUGUCUCUACUCUGUCCUCCUAGGACCUGAACUAUGCAGACAUCACGCAAUUCCAGAAGAGGGACGGUGGGUCAGUUCAGCUGGGGAACCUGGGUACUUCCUCCACAGAGUACGCUCAGGUCCGAGUCAACAACCGGCCUGGUCAGCCUGCCAAACCGCCCACCUACCAAGCCCACCAAUCCCAGUAUUCCCAGGUGAAAAAGCUUGCCCUUAAGACUGCCCCCGAUGCUGCAUCCACCAUCUACUCAGAUGUCCGAAGGAACUGA